AAAGUACCUAAGUUAAUAAUAAAACAAUAUUGUCGAUUAAAUGUUUCUCACUUCAUCAUUCAUGAAAUAUACAAACAAAUAAUAAUUGCUUAACAAAAAUUAUAAAAUUAAUAUUAAUCGAAUCACUACUAAUUUAAUCAAAUCUGUCGAGAAAAAGAAACACAAUUUUCUCACAAUUACAAUACACAAUAUUAUAAUGAUUAAAAAUAUGCUGUUAUGUGUUUCACGUAAGACAUAAUGACGAAGAAGAAUAUUUAUAUUUUAUUGAAUGUAUAUUAUUAAUUAUCAGACGCUAUUUUAAUAAAUAGUGAAAUUUCAACGAUGCGUUACUCACUUCAAAGACAGCAAUGUUACGCAAUAUAAAAGUGCAACUAUGUUGAAACUCGUCAUGUACUUUCAACCCCUUUGCAUUUGAACAUCAUUGACUGAACCCUCGGACAAGUGAUGACUGGGGGACAGUCAAUCCGUCGCGUAUGCACGCUUAGUCAUACAUUAUAGAGACACAAGGACACGCAUCUACACGCAAUGUUAGAAUCAUUACUCCUCGCGCUUGCGUCGCGCUCGCGUAUGUCGUCGGGACAACCGGUCGCGUGUUUCAGUCAACGUUACACACCACGAGCGGCAGUAUGCACAAUCGAUCCCGACAUUCAGAACGGGCACGGCAGAUGCGCAAUACGCAUUAUGAAAAUGACGUGCACUUUACCAUGCAACUGUGCCGAUGGGUCCUGAAACCGAUCGGCAUCUGGCACCCGAUCUAUGGCCAAGCAUCGCGGUACGACAAGUUUAUUUCGGUAAUCCUGUUCAUCAUAUGCUUAGCCGCUCUAUGCUUCGUCCUGAUACCGUCCGGUAUAUACACUGUAUUUCGCGCCAAGGACAUUAACAUCAGAAUCAAGCUCAUCGGCCCAGUCGGGUUCUGCUUGACCACCACGAUUAAAUAUUGCUACCUCGGAGUGCGUGCCGCAUCUUUCGGGAAGUUUAUUCAUCAUGUGGAGGAUGACUGGCGGAUUGUGCAGGAUAAGGAUCAUCGCGAGAUCAUGUUGAAGAACGCUUUUACGGGUCGCAGGCUCACUUCACUAUGUGCGCUUUUUCUCUACACUGGCGGAUUGUCUUACACCACGAUCAUGCCAUUAUCUUCCAGAAUAAAGAUCAACGGCACUAUCAUCAGCAGGCCGCACACCUAUCCCGGCUACGAUAUAUUCUUCGAUCCCGAGACCAGUCCCACUUAUGAAAUCGUGUUUUGCAUUCAUUGUCUGUACUCGCUGAUCACGUACAACAUCACCACGGCGGCAUGCAGUUUGGCCGCGAUCUUCGUGACACACGCGUGCGGGCAAGUGCAAAUAUUGAUGACGCUGUUGGAUGACCUGGUCGAGGGAAACAAGAACAAGGAUACAACCGUGGACAACCGUUUGAGCAUAAUAGUGAGGCAUCAUGUGCGAAUACUGAGAUUUUCAGAAGACGUGGAAGAAGUACUACGUGAAAUAUUUUUAAUGGAAUUGAUGACUUCCACUAUGAUCAUAUGCUUGCUCGAGUAUUAUUGCUUGACGGAAUGGGAAAAUAGCAACGCCGUAGCGAUCUUAACGUAUUGCAUUCUGUUGGUAUCCUUUUCGUUCAACGUUCUGAUAUUUUGUUAUAUCGGCGAAAUCCUUAUGGAACAGUACACCAAAAUUGGUUUAGCUGCAUAUGGUGUCAACUGGUAUGAUUUAUCUGGAAAUAAAGCUAUCAAUCUUGUAAUGAUCAUUACGAUGUCGCAUUACCCACCCAAACUUACAGCUGGCAAAUUCGUCGAUUUAUCCAUAAAUACCUUCGGAGUUGUGAGUUUCUUAUAUUAUCAUAUAUAUUAGGUGCGCAAAUAAAUUCGGUGCCUUUACAUUUAAUCAAUUAUAACUUCAGUUUAAAUUCAAAUAUCUUCCCGUUGUUUAGCGCAUUUUAAAGCGCCAAUCUUAAUAGCUUGGCGAAGCGGACAUCACAACUUUACAAAACAGUAUCGAACACGAUGUUGUCCGAUAAACAGCAUAUCAAAUAUUGCAUUCUUUUUGCUUUCCUAUUAAAAAAAAUGCUGCUGAUGCUGCAAAUAUGAUUUGCUCACCUUUGGAGAAAGAUGUUGUAACGCAUAAAACCUACAAAAAGUGGUACGUAGGCUGCUGUAAAAGUUUCUACAAUCUAGUACUUCCAAUGGCGUCAAUGUUCUGCUACUAUCAUAUCCGUAAAAUUAGACGUUUCUAACCUAUAAUUCAGUUAACAUUUUAUACCCAGCCAACUAAUUUUGUUUGCACAGUAUUUUAAAAGAAGUUAUUUUGUGAGAAAAUGGAAAUUUCGCGUGAAAAAAUUUUCGGGCAAUGAUUUUUUACGAUUACAAAUGUAGUCUAACUCAUAAACAAUGCAUCGAUCGACUUCAUUUGGCUUUUGGGGAUGAAGCACCAUCCAAUAGGACUGUUUAUAAUUGGUUUGUUGAAUUCCAGCGUGGACGCACAUUUCUUAGUGACAAAUUUCGUGAAGGUCGUCCAUCCACGUCUGUUGUUACCAUUAAUGUUGAUGCUGUACGUGAAAUAAUUGAGCGAGAUCGGCAUGUGACAUACCGCAAGAUUCCUUGGCAUCCUUGGCCAUGAUAUGAAAGCAAUACGAUUUUGCAUAAUCAUUUGAACGUACGGAAACUUUGCAGUCGUUGGAUCCUACACAAUUUGACUGAAGCUCAAAAAUAGGCUCGUGUUAAAUGUCAUGUAAAAUGUCGAAUUGAUGAAAAAAAGUCAUCAGGUGAUAAAUCAGGUGAAUACGGACAAUGUGUCCU
Molecule: messenger RNA, 2785 nt
Organism: Odontomachus brunneus
Lineage: Eukaryota; Metazoa; Arthropoda; Insecta; Hymenoptera; Formicidae
Gene: Or52
Exons: 4
Coding region: 627-1841 (404 amino acids)
Biological process (GO): detection of chemical stimulus involved in sensory perception of smell; sensory perception of smell
Cellular component (GO): plasma membrane
Molecular function (GO): olfactory receptor activity; odorant binding
Source: RefSeq, a predicted model, not a curated record